Messenger RNA from Physella acuta, 6092 nucleotides. Its product is annotated as protein spinster homolog 1. Gene Ontology annotation, cellular component: membrane. Gene Ontology annotation, biological process: transmembrane transport. Gene Ontology annotation, molecular function: transmembrane transporter activity. The record is from RefSeq and is a predicted model, not a curated record. NCBI's taxonomy places the organism in Eukaryota, Metazoa, Mollusca, Gastropoda, Physidae.
CCUGCCGAUUGUAAACAGACGUGAUGUGUCGUUGAUGUGGGAAUCAAUACAUCAUAGUUUUUGAUAGACAAAGAAUAUGAGUAGUUCGAAGUGAAAAACUCAAGAAAAAUGAAGCGCAGCAAUCGAAGUGAGUCUGAUAGUCAAAUUGUUGUCAAGGACUCAACUCCACUAAUCAAGACAAAGUCUCAGGAUAUUCAAGAUGGGUCAUCUGUGGUCAGCUGGUGGAGAGAACUGCGGCCGUACAGCAUGUACGUGCUGCUCACCCUCCUACUGGCCUACCUGCUCAACCAGCUUGACCGGUACAUGCUGGCCAUCACCAUCAUGCCCAUGGCCCAGGAAAUCAAAUUUGGAGACCAGGGUUGCAUGAAGAAUGAGUCCAGCCAUGAUAAAAGUAGCAAUGUAACUUGUGGGGCUGUGACUGAAAGCAGCUGCCUGGCGAUACACAGCUCAAAUGGGACGUCAUUAUGCAAGUGGGACUACAAUGGUCAAGGCUGGGCAUAUCAGAUCCUGGCCGGUCCUGUCUUCAUACUUAUCUACACCUUUGCUGGUAUAUUUAUUGGGUUCGCUGCUGACCACUACAACAGAAAGCUGAUGUUGGCCUUUUGUCUGAUAUUCUGGUCGGCCAUGACUCUGUUGACUGGUUUAGUGAAGGAGUAUUGGCAGCUGGUGAUACUGAGGUUUCUGUUGGGAUUGGGUGAAGCGGGAUGUACCCCAUUUGCUGCCUCCCUGAUUGCGGACUAUUUCACCCAAGCUAUGCGAGGCACUGCCAUGGGAAUAUACAACUUUGGCAUCUACUUUGGUUAUGGCUUGUCUUACGCUGUGGGGAACUUUAUCACAGUGGCAAACAUUAAUGGACAGGGCUGGCGCUGGGCCUUCAUACUGCCUGGAAUUCCAGGGAUAGCUAUUGGCAUUCUGAUAGCACUGACGGUCAAGGAGCCAGACAGAGCCAGUAAAGUGAGCAGUGAGAAAGAUCUGGAAGAUUCCGUCACCACCCCGGCUGCUAGGGAAGCCACACCCCCACUGAAAGAGAGGCUGAUAAAAGUCCUGCGUGCUUUCAUCAGUCCGUCACUUCUGCUGUUGUGUCUAGCUGGCUCUAUCCGCAAUGCAGGUGGCUAUGUGUGGGCCUACAACACCCAGCCCUACUUUGAUGCCACCAACGUCUCCAAGGAAACCGUGGGCUCCUACAUGUCCUGGAUCCCCCUGGCUGGAGGCAGCCUGGGCGUGUUGUUUGGUGGCUUCAUCUCAGACAGAGUGGUCAAGAACCGCGGCCUGUAUGCCAGGAUUGUUGUCUUGGUGGCCAGUCAGCUGGUCGCCGCCCCUUUUGCAGCAGGUGCUUUGUUCCUUGAUGUUCCCUAUGCCUUUAUUAGUUUGAUCCCUGCCAAUGUUCUUGGUGAAAUGUGGGUCGGCGUGACACUGGCCGUGGCCGUGGAGCUGGUGCCCAGCCAGGUGCGCACGUCUGCUGUGGCCGUGUACCUGUUCAUCAUAACCAACAUUGGCGGGAACAUCCCACUGCUGGUGCCCCCAAUCACUAAGUCAUUUGAAAACAGCGGCUUCACUAAAGCUCAGUCUCUCAGAGGAGCGCUGUAUAUCUUGUACCCUGGAUUAUUUCUCCUGGGGGGAUUUUUGUUUCUGCUGACCAUGUUUGUUGUGAAGAGGGACCAAAGGCGUGCACAGAUGGAAGUGGUCACUAUGGAGGACCCGUGAACAUAAUCAGUUGGCUUGAUUGUUAUCAUCUAAUUAACUUUAUUAGUGGUUUGGUUGUUAUCAAGUCUAAUUAACUUAAUCAGUGGUUUGGUUGUUAUCAAGUCUAAUUAACUUCAUCAGUGGUUUGGUUAUUAUCAAGUUUAGACAUAGAGUACAAACCAUAACAUAUCUAGUGCCGUUGAAAUACUUUAUUUAACAAUUAAAACGCCCCACUACUAGUCAUAACAAAUAUCCUUUAAAUAGGUUAGAACUCAAGGCAUAUAGUAUAAUACAAACACAUCCUUCUUAUUGAAAUAGUUUUAAAAAUCCAACCAUCAUUUAUUAGUGUUUUCAAAUAUUUUAACAAUUAAUUCAAAGCAUGAACCAUAACAAAUUUUGGCAUUUUGAAAUAUUUUAACAAUUAAUUCAAAGCAUGAACCAUAACAAAUUUUGGCAUUUUGAAAUAUUUUAACAAUUAAUUCAAAGCAUGAACCAUAACAAAUUUUGGCGUUUUGAAAUAUUUUAACAAUUAAGUCAUAGCACAUGUCAUGACAGGUCUUUGUGUUAUUGAAAUUAUUUUACUAUCAUGAGAAACAGUACAAAAACAAUGUUUAUGUCAGUGAAACAGUUUAUUGGUUGAUAUUCUAGCAUAAUCCAUUUAAAAAAUGUACUAAUUCAUUUUUCACAUUCAAGCACAAACUAUAAGAAAUCUCUUGAUCAUUUGAAUAGCUUUCAGAUGGGUACACAUGAAGACCUAUGAAGAAAUCUGUAAUCUUUGUUUGUAUAUAUCUCUCUAAUUCCUGGCAUACUUACUGCUCAAUACAUAUCUCUGUUAUUAUGUAUAUUUGUUUGUAACCCUACGCUACCCUUGAAUAUUGUUAUAGGUUUUUUCUGUAUACCAAUGUCUCUAAAUGCCACAAAAAUAAAAAAUAAAACUGAAUGUUAGAUAACUCGUUGUAAACUGUAAGCUAAUUAAACUAAUUAAAGAUAAUUAACUUGCUCAUGUCAACCCUAAUACAAAUCCCACAAGUUUUAAGCCUAGCCCUAACACUAAACUUAGUAAUACAAUAAACCUUACAACUAAACACAUUGUUUUGAAAAAGUUGAUUUAGUUGAGAGAUUUAGUUUCUUGUCAAACUCUUUAACAAAGUAUACCACACAAACAACUAAAACAAUCUCUGUUAUGUACUUAGCUUGUUACCUUAAUUAUUGAGGGAUUUACCCAUAACUUAAAGCAAGCAGUAGAUCAUGACGAGCCCUUAAAACAUAAGGAGUUUACCAUUAUCGACCUAGCUUGUAAUAUAACUUAUGGCUAGUGAAAAUGUACUAAUAUUAGCGGAUCAAAAAACAAAAUUAAAAACGUAUAAAGUAUGUGCAGUUAAAAAAUAUGAGAUAGCAAAACAGAAACAAGAUAAAAUUUACAAACUGCAACAUACUUUUAAACCUGUUGCUCCAAACCUUUUGUCUCCUCCCUCAUCUCCCCCCCCCCUCCACAAAAACACAUGAUGAAUUUUUACUAGCAUAGAACAUCUACACAUAAAAUUUGUUCUCAAGUAGUCUUCUCAUAUCUAAAUUCAACAUCUGCUAUGUGAGACUUCUAAAUAAUUCUCAUGCUCUUAUUUUAAAGUUGUGCUUAUGCCAACAGUUCAGACAUUAAGCAAUUUAUAAUAGUACUCCGUAACAUCGAAAUUUUUCAUCACUUUGUAUUUAUCUUGUUUUCAUGUUAGAAAAAAAUCAAACUAAAUUUUUAUUCCUAUUUCAAACUUCUUAAAAUUAUUUUUUAAACUGUGAUAUUAUUUGUGUUCUUUUUGUUUCCAUUUUUCUUCCAAUUUAAAGUUUGUAUUUUUCAAUUUGUGGUCAUUGCAUGAAAUAUGAUCAAACACUAUUUUUUCUUCUUAAAAAUGUGUUUCACUUAGUUAUUUUUAGAAUUAUUAAUUUAGUUAACAGUCAAUGAGUUGUGCAUAAAAUACACCACUAAUGUUAUUAAGAUAUUUAACAUAAAAGUCCAUUUUGUUAAGAAUAUAUUUACAGUAAAUACCAAUUAUGCUACAAAAAAAAUUAUAACUAAACAUUUUAUGAAAGCAAUUUUUUUAGUAAAUCAUUUAAUAAGACAAAGAAAUGUAUAGCCAAACGCAAUAAAUCCUAUAAAGAUAUUUAGUAUAACAAUUUAUGUUUCAUAUAAGUAAACCCAGUUAAUUUUAUAAAGAUAUUUGUAGUAAAACACUGUUUAUAUUAUGAAAAUAAAUGCCUUAAUAGUAAAACCUGUUAUGAAGACUUUCCCAAAACUUACAUGUCACUAUUUAUAUUCCAAGGUGCAUUGUUAAAAAUCUUAAUUAAUUUGCUCUUACUUAACUUUCUGUGUUAAUUUAUGUUUAAAAAAAUGGUUUGGUUUUUUAUUAAAAAUCAUUUUUGUCCUUUCCUAUUAGCCAUAUUGUACUUCCUAUUAUUGAAAUGCAGCUAUCAACAAAAUUCUAACCUGAAACCUAAUUGUACAUCUAACCCUGAGAGCUGAGCUAAAAAAAAAUCUUUUGUUUCCUUUGUAUAGCUGGAUGUAAACAUAUAAAAUGCUAUUUAUUUGCUUUAAUAACAUGCCAGCAGGCAAUAAAACUGAAGUUUACCUUUAUAGACCUAGCAUGCAAUCUAGGGUAUGGCAGCUGAAGACGUACCAAUACUGUAUUCAUUUUUCUGUGAUUGUUAUUUAGCCUCAAUACUUAAUAUGUUAUUGGAACAAAUAGUUUCUUUAUUUGUAAAAGUUAGCAAUUUAUUUUUUAAUAGUUAUGCCAUUUUAAAGAUAAUCUCACUUAAAAAGUAAUAGAAAUGUUUUCUGUUUAAAUACUUCAAAUAACCAUGCAAGAUUUUUUAUUGAGCCAUAACUUGACUUCUUUUGUAAAUAUAUUGUUAUCAGAUGUUCUUCUUUGUUGACAUCCGGUAUUUAGUCUCUCUCUUAAAUCUGUCAGCUUUUAUGUAUGUUAAUACAAUGACUACUGUAUUUUAAUUGUAAUAUGUACAUUUUCUAAUUUUUAAUACUACCUGAUAACAGGUAUUUUUUGUAACUAUUUGGUCUCAUUUUUCAUACAGGGUAUUUUUUUUUUUAAAACCUUACAAAAUUGCUAUUGGUUCCAAACUAAAUACAGAGAUAUCUUUUUAAGGGUUGUCCAUAAAUGACGUCACACUUGUAGGGGGGAGUGGGGGUCCUUAAUUUUGUGACAAUGUGUGAUGAGGGGGAGGGGGGGGGGGGGGUCAGAUGUUGUGCCGUCACACUUUUGCAUUAUAAAAAAAGUAAUUUUAGAAAACGAGUUUUAGCCGUUAUUUUGCGUUUUAGAAAACAUUGUUAUAGGAAUUGAUCAAAAUACUCUGUUUGACAGAGUUCUGACACAAUUUUGGAAAAAUAUCGUUGUUUUAAGAAAAAUUCAACUGCAAUUUUUAGGGGGGUAGUAAGCUGAGGUGUGAUGUCACUUUAGGGGGGGGUCUGGCUUUUUGUGAUGAUGUGUGACGCAAGGGAGGGGGGGGGGGAGGUAAAAAUCAUCAAAAAAGCGUGACGUCAUAUAUGGAUGACCCCUUAUUGAACUGGAAACCUCAAGCAAAUAUUCUAGUAAAUUGAAGUAUUUUGGUGGUUUGGUUUGCAAUAUCUUUUUUUCUUGAGUCUAGGUCUGUCAGUUCUUCUACUUUUGAGCCAUGUCCUUCAGUUUUUAUCUGAAGAAAUCUAAAUUCUCUAUUUAUAGUUGUUGACUUAGAUAUAAUUUUCAAGCUUUUAUUUCUUGCUUACGUAUUUAUCUUACACUUGGUUAAAGGCUGGGCUAUUUCAAUCUUUCCAUUUUUUUUGUAAGUUAUUUUAACUUUUGUAACAAUAGACAUUUGACCAGAUUUUUAUUUUGGCCAAAUAGGUGUGGUUUUUGCCAGCUGGUAUCAUUGUAUUGACAUUGUAGUACUUUACUAUGUUCAAUGUAAUGUUUAUCUUGUUUCCUUUUUUUGUUUCCUGUAAUAUGUUACAUCUGUUCAAUUAUUUCAACUACUAUUAAAGUAGCUACUCAAUACUGGCAUUAAUAGUUUAAAUUGAUACCAAUGUAUUUCACUUACUUUGAUCAAACCGGCUUUCAAUUUAGCAUAUUUUAUAAACUCUUUCAUAUUGAAAUAAUUAAUUUAAUCAACACUGUAGUAUAAUAGUAAUGGCAUCACAGCUGUGUAAUGAAUAAAUGCAGCUCUUCCUUUAAAAUUUUAAAUCCUGCUACUGAGAAAAGCCUAACACCUAGAAUCAAACAUGGGUUGUAAUUAAAGGUUAUUACAUUUUAAGUCGUCAGUACUAAAGUAUAACAUUCAAUGUAGCCUCAAGAUAUUCUUAGAAGAAAAUUUUUAUAAACAUUGCUGUCUGCUUUGAUGAUUUUUACCUACCCACACUCAUAGAUCAUCAC